Lactuca virosa is the source of this 594-nucleotide messenger RNA. The record is from the annotation of a GenBank genome assembly. NCBI's taxonomy places the organism in Eukaryota, Viridiplantae, Streptophyta, Magnoliopsida, Asterales, Asteraceae.
AUGAAUUUUUCGGUGAGUUCUUGGUACAUCAAGAAAACAUACACAUCAGAAAACCAGAAAAACCCACCAAAUCUUCAUCUAAGAAACCCACAAGAACUUGAAGCUUCUCCUCACCUUCAAGAAUUCGAAAACCUAGAAAAACUCAUCAGAGAACUAGAUCCAAGUUUAGGGUUAGGGUUUCACCGAGUCAAUCAAUCUGAAAAUGGCGAUGAGGCAAAUUCUCAACGAGAUCAGAGGGAUGAAGGUGAAAGAUGCGGCGGCGCACGUGAAGCCGUUGCUCACACAGCAUAUCAAGGAGCACGGUGGCCACUGAUUGCUGCAACAAUCUGCACAUCAUAUUCAAGUGAUUGUGAUUGGUCUCUUUCUGGUGUUAUGGAGGAUUGGAAAUGGAGUUUGUAGAUUGCUUGUCUUUUCUUCUGGUUUAAGCCUCAUUCUGUGUUGUGCUGUGUUGAUGAUCCACAUCCACUUUAAAUAAAUUGUUGAGACUAUAAACUUAACAGCGUUUAUUAGCUUUUGAGUUAAAUCAUAAAUGUAAGCAAUUUUUGUAACAUUUAACAUUGAUUAGUGGCUGUCUUUCAAAUAUUAAUUUAUGCA